AUGGAUCCACAGUCUCAAAAUCCAGUCAUCUGUGAUGAUGGUGUAACUUACCUGUUUAUACAACACAACAAUAUUUACUUGAUGACUGCGUGUAGGCAGAACUGUAAUGCUGCCAGUCUGUUGCUUUUUCUUCACCGUGUAGUUGAUGUAUUUAAGCAUUAUUUUGAAGAAUUAGAAGAGGAAUCACUGAGAGACAAUUUUGUUGUUGUGUACGAGUUACUUGAUGAAAUUAUGGACUUUGGUUUCCCUCAGUACACUGAAGCAAAGAUCCUUAGCGAGUUUAUAAAGACUGAUGCAUAUAGGAUGGAAGUUGCUCAACGUCCUCCCAUGGCUGUUACAAAUGCAGUGUCAUGGCGUAGUGAAGGCAUACGCUAUAAAAAGAAUGAGGUUUUUUUGGAUGUGGUGGAAAGUGUCAAUAUUCUUGUCAACAGCAAUGGGCAAAUAAUUCGUUCAGAUGUUGUUGGAGCUCUAAAGAUGAGAACAUAUUUGAGUGGUAUGCCUGAGUGUAAGCUUGGCCUAAAUGAUAGACUACUAUUGGAAGCCCAAGGUCGGGCAACAAAGGGGAAAGCCAUUGACUUAGAUGAUAUCAAGUUUCACCAGUGUGUACGGCUGGCUCGUUUUGAAAAUGAUAGGACAAUCUCUUUCAUACCUCCUGAUGGAUCAUUUGAUCUUAUGACAUACAGACUCACUGCUCAGGUGAAACCACUAAUAUGGGUGGAAGCUCAGGUUGAAAAGCAUUCUAGAAGUCGUAUUGAAAUCAUGGUAAAAGCUCGUAGUCAAUUUAAAGAACGCAGGUAACAAUCUUUUCAUUUUC
This is a messenger RNA of Carica papaya (papaya), 814 nucleotides long. NCBI's taxonomy places the organism in Eukaryota, Viridiplantae, Streptophyta, Magnoliopsida, Brassicales, Caricaceae. The record is from RefSeq and is a predicted model, not a curated record.